Messenger RNA from Nipponia nippon (crested ibis), 639 nucleotides. Its product is annotated as regulator of G protein signaling 9-binding protein-like. Lineage: Eukaryota; Metazoa; Chordata; Aves; Pelecaniformes; Threskiornithidae. The record is from RefSeq and is a predicted model, not a curated record.
AUGGCACUGCGGAAAGGGGACACGUGCAGCGCGCGAGGGGUGGCAGGGAUGUGCGUGGCCGCCCAGGCUGCCCUCUGCAAGGCCACGGCUAGGCACCGGCAGCUGGUGCUGCAGCUCGGGGGCAGUGCCGAUGGCCCCUGGCUGCGGGAGGAGCGGCGCAGGAGGAGUGCGGAGGCUCGCGAGCUCAGUGCUGGGCUGCGGAGCGCUUUGCUGGCGGGGCUGCGGCAGGUGCCAGCAAGCCCCGAGGAGCGGAGGGAGCUGGAGCGGCUGUGGGUGCUCUUCCUCUCCGCCCUGGAGCUCUUCCUGCAGGACCUGCACCGAGCCCACCACCUCUGCCAGCUCUUCUCUGCUCAGGGGGGCAGCGUGGCCCCGCUGCGCACCAGGCUGGGGGGCCGGGGGCUGCUCAGCCGCAAGGGGAGCCGGCAAGGGGGGGGUCCUGUGCAGCCCCCCACCGCCCUGCGCCUGGAGGAGGAGAUCGAGCAGGUGAGGGCCACGCUGGCAGAGAUGGAGAGCAGAGCCAACAUCCCGCUGUGGACGGUGGAGGCCACGCAGCCGGCGGGGAUGGGUGGCAUCGCAGCGCCUGCAGCUGGGGCAGCUCAGGGGGGGCCUCGUGCUGGGCACUGCUGCCGGGUGCUCUGA